AUGGCCAGUCUAGACCCGAUCAAGGUCCCAUUCGACUCGGAUCUCGAGCGGACCGACACCACGGUCAAAAAUGGUGCCGUCAUUAGCACGGGAUCCGAUAGCGAAGCCCCGGAUGCCGUCGACGACGAGCACACGCCACACGUGCUUGACCACAAGGCCGAGCGCGCCCUCGUGCGGAAGUUCGACAUGCGAUUGCUGCCCAUCCUGGCCGUCAUGUACCUCUUCAAUGCGCUCGACAAGUCCAAUCUAGGUAAUGCCAAGACAGCUGGUCUCGAAAAGUCGCUCGGCUUGGUCGGCAACCAGUACAACAUUCUUCUCAGCGUCUUCUUCGUGCCCUACGUGCUGACCGCGCCCUUUCUCGGCAUUCUGGGCAAGCGGUUUGGCCCCAGCCGUGUGCUGCCAAUCAUGAUGUUCUCCUUUGGCUCCUUCACCCUGUUGACCACUGCCGCCUCCAACUAUGCCGGCAUCAUGACGCUGCGCUGGUUCUUGGGCAUGAGCGAGUCGGCCUUUUUCCCGCUGGUCAUCUACUACCAGACAAUGUUCUACCGCCGUGGCGAGCUUGCCCGCCGUCUGGCCAUCUUUUACGCCGCUUCCAACAUCGCGUCGGCCUUUAGCGGCCUUCUGGCGUUUGGCGUCUUCCAUAUCAAGUCGGGUCACAUGGCCAACUGGCGGUACCUGUUCGUUAUCGAAGGCUCGGCUACGGUGGUCUUCUCCGUCUUUGCCUUUUUCUACCUGCCGGCCUCGGCGGCUGAGGCGACAUUCCUGGACGAGAAGGAGAAGCAGCUGGCCUACCACCGCAUGGCCGUCGACAGUUCCGGCAUUGUCAACGAGCCGUUUGUGUGGCGUGAGGCCUUUCGCAUCUUCCGCGAGCCCACCAGCUGGGCCAUCCUGGGCAUUGAGAUCUGCCUCGGCGUACCGCUGCAGAGCGUCAGUCUGUUCCUGCCGCAGAUCAUCGCCCGCCUCAAGUACUCCACCGUCAAGACGAAUCUCUACACAGUUGCGCCCAACGUAUCGGGUGCCGCCAUGCUUCUCAUCCUGGCCUUUGCCAGCGACUACACCCGCCUGCGUUUCCCCUUUGUUGUCGCCGGCUUCCUUUUCACCUUCAUUGGCUUCGUCAUCUACGCCGCCAUCGACGUCGAGACUGACCUGCAUGUUGCUUACUUUGCCUGCUUCAUGAUGACCUGGGGCACCAGCGCCCCCAGCGUGCUGCUGGACGUGCUCUACAACAACAACAUUGUGCACGAGGGCCGCCGCGUUGUCCUGACCAGCUUUGGCGUUCCUGUCGCGAACGUCAUGGGCCUCGUCAGCUCCAACAUCUUCCGGAAGCAAGACGCACCCCGCUAUCUGCCCGCGCUGGCAACGACUGCUGCCUUUGGUGGAACCGGCGCCGUGCUGACCUUCCUGCUCGGCAUGUACAUGAUUUUUGACAACAAGCGGCGCGAUCGCAAACAGGGUUUCAAGGUAAAGGCCAAGGACAUCCCAACGGAGAAGCUCUACAACGGUCCUUCGUCGCCGGACUUCCGCUGGUUCCUAUAG
This is a messenger RNA of Grosmannia clavigera kw1407, 1536 nucleotides long. Its product is annotated as major facilitator superfamily transporter. Gene Ontology annotation, biological process: transmembrane transport. Gene Ontology annotation, molecular function: transmembrane transporter activity. NCBI's taxonomy places the organism in Eukaryota, Fungi, Ascomycota, Sordariomycetes, Ophiostomatales, Ophiostomataceae. The transcript has 3 exons. The coding region runs from base 1 to 1536 and encodes 511 amino acids. Gene Ontology annotation, cellular component: membrane. The record is from RefSeq and is a predicted model, not a curated record.